Messenger RNA from Dentiscutata erythropus, 387 nucleotides. The record is from the annotation of a GenBank genome assembly. NCBI's taxonomy places the organism in Eukaryota, Fungi, Glomeromycota, Glomeromycetes, Diversisporales, Gigasporaceae.
AUGUCGGAGGAACGUACCUAUAUUAUGGUUAAGCCUGAUGGCGUUGAACGUGGUUUAGUUGGAGAGAUUAUCAAACGUUUUGAAAACAAGGGAUAUAAACUUGUUGCCCUUCAACUUCUUCCGGUUGAUAUGUUGUCUGGACCCGUGGUCGGUAUGGUAUGGGAAGGAAAAGACAUUGUUAAAACUGGUCGUCGUCUCUUGGGCGAAACAGAUCCUUUGAAAUCCGCACCUGGUACUAUUCGCGGUGAUUUUUGUAUUGACGUUGGUAAAAAUCUUUGUCAUGGAUCUGAUUCAGUUGAAAGCGCUCAAAGAGAAAUAAACCUUUGGUUCCCUAAUGGUGUUAUUUCAUGGGAACGUCACAAUGUUCAUAAAUUAAUCUACGAAUAA